Coregonus sp. 'balchen' is the source of this 1447-nucleotide messenger RNA. Lineage: Eukaryota; Metazoa; Chordata; Actinopteri; Salmoniformes; Salmonidae. The record is from the annotation of a GenBank genome assembly.
AUGAACUUGUUUGUCCUCAAUUUGUUUAAUUUACAAAACCAGGAUAGAAUCCAAGUGUGCCACUCAUACCUUUUUUCAGGUACCCAUUCAGGUGUAUGUUCCUCUUCCUCUCUCUCCUCCCCUCCUCAGACACGUGAGUCACGUGGGCUGGGACCCCAACAACCUGGACCCUGACCUGAAGAAGCUGCUGUCCUGUGCUGGGAUCAGUGAGGCUGAGUUGAAGGACGAAGAGACCUCCCAACUCAUCCAACAAGUAAUCGAGAACUCAGGCGGCAUGGAAGCAGUCAAAAAGGCCAUGAACACUGGUGAGUGUCAUUCUGAGUGUAUGUCUACUACUGUUCUAGAGUUGCCAACGUCAUCACUUCAGUAGAUGUAUUGUAUUGUAUUGUACUUCACUGUAGGUUACUGUUCUCGUGUACUCUGUUAUACUAGUUUAUAACUAACUGUAAAUCAAACUAUAUUUGUAAUCCAAUAUGUUGGCGUUUUUUCAUCCCAUUGCAUAUAGAUCCUGGGCCUCCUCACCCUCUGCCUGGUAGGCAGGGUCCUCUCCCCCCAGUCCCAGGGAGCUGUUCCUCCCCUCCUGCCCCACCUCCUCCACGGGGAGGUCGCUCUGGCCCCCUGCCCCCUCUCCCAGGACCGCCAGUGCGAGGCCUGCCCCCCUCCCAGCCCCCUCCUUCACGUGGAGCCCUGCCACCUCCACCCCCGUCAAGCGGCCGAGGUGGACUCCAACCCCAUCCACCUUCUGUGUCCCAUAGUUCUCUUCCACCUCCCCCUCCCCUUAGUCACCAGCGCUCCAUGCCUGCCCCUCCUCCUCCUGCUCCAUCUGCCCCCAGUCAAGGAGGCCCAGCGCCUCCUCCACCUCCUCCUCCCCCACCUCCCCCAGCCCAGAGCUCUGGAGACUUCCCUCCUCUUCCACCACCCUAUAAAGAUCCCCCACCACCUGCUCCUGCAUCUACAGGAGGAGGUGGAGGCGGAGAUGGAAGAGGAGCUCUGCUGGACCAGAUACGCCUGGGAAGGAAGCUCAAAAACGUAAACACAACUUUGUUGUUCAAAUACAGAUAUGGUCUUUGUCAGUGAGAGUGAAGUCUAUAUAUUUCAGUUUACAUAAUCAUUGACUUUUGACCUUUGUGUGUCCCAGGUCACAGACAGUCCUGAGCCACCUCCACCUGCCCAGGGAGACUCAGAGGGCAUCGUAGGAGCUCUGAUGAUGGUCAUGCAGAAGAGGAGUAAAGUCAUCCACUCCUCUGGUAAACACCUUCUCAUCCUAAUCUUUCAUUCAUUCAUUCUAUUCCAUCUACAAAUGUAUAAAUUAAACCAAAUACAUUGUGGCUUGUCCUCAUGAAUCUUAAAAUAAAUCUGAUAACAGAUAUUCCUCUCUUCUGUUUCAGAUGAAGGUGAAGAAGAAGGCGGGUUUGACGAUGAAGAUGAAGAUGAAUGGGACGACUGA